Molecule: messenger RNA, 6845 nt
Organism: Polistes canadensis
Lineage: Eukaryota; Metazoa; Arthropoda; Insecta; Hymenoptera; Vespidae
Gene: IntS3
Product: integrator complex subunit 3
Exons: 10
Coding region: 529-3783 (1084 amino acids)
Cellular component (GO): cytoplasm
Source: RefSeq, a predicted model, not a curated record
CAGGUUAAAUGAUACUGUCGUGGCGCACUACUUUUCUCCCCUCUCGUCUCAGAACGCUGCGCGCCGAUGUUUGCAGGUCGGCGUUCGGCUAUUGGUCGAAGUAAAGCUCGGUGGUGGGGAUAUGGAGGCACCGCGUCACGAAGCGAGGCCGAGGAACUGCGAGGUGCAUGUAUCAAUGCGCAAUCGCAUCUGAACGAUUGACGGAGUCGGGGAGGUCCGAGGAAUAAACAGAGUGGCGAGACCGCGCGACCGAUAGAGAGAGGGGGUAGAGAGGAGGAAGACAGGAGAGAGAGAGCAAACUCGAAAGAGAGAGACGGGAGAGAAGGAAAGGGAUAGAUAGAUAGAGAAAGAGAGAGAGAGAGAAAGAGAAAUAGAAAGAGAGAGAUAGAGAUAGAAGGAACAAGCAGCGAGACGAUCACGAUGCACAGAGGCGAGCACAAGCGAGCAGAGGCACAGGGCUGAGGGCUGAGGGCUCAACAGGGCCUUCUACGACGAUUUACGGAAUCUGGCCUGAAUCAGCCAGCAACGAUGGAACAAACGAAAACUCCCGUCUCACGGCUACUCACUACAACCUGCAUCGAGAACAAGGACGACCUGGAGGAGAAAUUUGAAAGAUGCUAUGCCGUACUUCAAAAUCUGACUACAGGCCUUUCGGAAAAAGAAGCACAUGAUACGCUGAACAAUGCAGUAUGCAAAGACAAAACGCACGAAGAAGUUUCCUUGGGAUUGGUAGUUGUUAUUUUAACAGAUAAACAGAAUGCCUCUAAAAGUUAUAGAGACUUAACGCUUAUAACCAGAGACGGUCUUGCAAUUGUGUUGGGUCAUCUUAAUCAGUUGGUACUUGAAAGGUAUCUCAGACUGAAUGAUGUUUCCCGAGGUCAACUUUUGUGGUUGUUACGUGAAAUGAUAAGGACUAGCGUAGCUAAUGUUGAUAAUCUUUGUUUAACUUUAUUGAGACAUGCGGCUGGUGGAGAUAUCUCUCAAAAAAAUCUGUUCCUAGUCGAGGCCCUCUUGGAUAUAUUUCAAGAAAAUCGGCCAUGGCUGGACAAAUUUCCUUUUUUGGUGGCAUCUAUUGUUUAUACGUAUUUACGAUUAAUAGAAGAUCACAACAGUCCUCUUCUGACCAGUCUUCGACAGAAGGAAGUAGCUUUUACAGUAUCCCUUUUAAGAGAGAGGAUAGUGGACUGUUUAGUUAUCGGAAGGGAUUUAGUGCGCUUAUUACAAAAUGUUGCAAGGAUACCAGAGUUUGAAGCACUUUGGAAAGAUAUAUUGUUAAAUCCAAAAUCUCUAUCUCCGAACUUCAGUGGAAUUCUUCAACUCUUACAAACAAGGACUUCUCGAAGGUUUCUUCAAUCCAGGCUUACUCCAGAUAUGGAAAGAAAACUAGUUUUUUUAACGAGUCAAGUUCGUUUUGGAAAUCACAAACGUUAUCAAGAUUGGUUUCAAAGACAGUACUUGGCAACACCCGAAUCACAAUCUUUGAGGUGUGAUUUAAUACGUUUUAUUGUCGGCGUUAUACACCCGACCAAUGAACUAUUAUGCUCGGAUAUAAUACCUCGGUGGGCGGUGAUAGGGUGGUUAUUCACUACUUGUACUUCUACGGUAGCUGCGAGUAACGCCAAACUAGCUUUAUUUUAUGAUUGGCUUUUCUUUGACCCAGAGAAAGAUAAUAUAAUGAAUAUCGAGCCUGCUAUUCUUGUCAUGCAUAAUUCAAUGAGAUCUCAUCCACCUGUUACUGCCACGCUAUUAGAUUUUUUAUGCAGAAUAAUACCAAACUUUUAUCCGGCACUGACAGAAAAAGUUAGAAACGGAAUAUUUUUAUCAUUGAGACAAAUUUUGGAAAAACGCGUAUUACCUAGUCUUUAUCCGCUAUUCGAUAGUCCGAAAUUGGAUAGAGAAUUAAGGAAUAAAAUUAGAGAAACUUUCAAGGAAUUUUGCUUACCACCUAACGCAGAUCUAGCAGGUAAUAAGGUUCCGAUAUAUUCAGGUAAAAUGGAAGAUCUUAAUAAGGAUCUCAAUUCAGGGUUUAUCACGGAUAAUACAACAAACACGCCAGUAGAAAACAAUCACGUGGGCCAGGAUCCGGAACCAGCAUUCAGUGACGAGGAAGAAGAAAUGCCACUAAGAAUAGUUACAAAAGUAGAAGAGGAGGAAGACGAAGAGGAUGUACCUUUGGCUACGGUCAAACUUAAGAACGAACAAAAAAAUGCAAAUUGCGUUUCUAAAAAGGAAGAUAUCACCUCUCAGUUGAAUCUUAUUUUAGAACCGGAAGAAUUGAGAACUGCCAUUGGAAGCCUACAUAGUGAGAGUGAUAAUGAAAUUAAAUGUCAAGCGAUUGAGAGAAUAGUACAAAUGGUCGUAGAAGACGAAAUAGAUGCAGAAACUGUGCCAGGUUUAGCGUCUUGUUUGUCGACGAUUCUGUCAAUUCAAAUAACAGCACAGAUAUAUCCAUCGGAUAAUUUAAACGAAGAAUCAUUGACUGAUAGUAUAAGCACGCCAUUGUUUGUUAUGUUUCGAAAUCAUUAUCAGUUGUGUAAAGAAGAAGAUAAUAGGAGAAAACUUUUAGCUAGAGUACUCGCUGAAAUGCAUUCUAUUCAACCAAGGAUAGGAUAUUUACUUUUAUAUUUUUUAAAAGUAUGGGGUAGAGAAGAAGAAAAAAGAGAAAGGGAACCAAGCAACGUGUUAAACGAUGUAAAAGCCUCCGUUUAUAAGGACUUCUGUGCGCAGAGAGAAAAAAAAUUGGACGCAUGUAUAGUCGCAGAUUUAAAAUUGUGUCACGAAGACAACAUAUCUAUGAUGUGUUACUUGGUGCCUGACAUAUACACUGGAUUUCCAAACGUGGCUCUUGGAAACGUUCAAUUAAUGCACUUGGUUGUAUCGACCAUCGAUUCGGGUCAAUUACAAGAAUUAAUUUGUCAGAUAAUGCAAGGUCAUCUUAAAAUGUUGAAGAAAGAAUCAUUCACGUCAUUAGUAACGGCAAGCUUAAAUUGGGAAACCUUCGAGCAGAUCAUUUUUUGGCAAUUAAUAUCUGCGCAUGAUUUUCCCAUUGAAUAUUUUUUGCCAGUAUUACCGAAAUUACAAUUUCGCGAUCAUUCGGAAGCAUUAACGCCGAUACUGCUCAUGCUUAAACAGGAAAAACCAACUUUGGAGCUUUUACGACAACUACUCACGCGUCAGAACGUGGAUGGUGACUUGUUCGUAGUUUCAGCGUUACGUUACUGGUGUCGCGAUUACGAAGAUAAACUUGGUGAAUUAUUAGCCAAUCUAUUAAGUACACGUUAUCCAGCAACUAGUCCAAAUAAAAGGAAACGUUCUGGAGCUAAACACAACCAACAAUCUGGACCACCGACCGGCGAACAAGUUUUAGGCCAUUUAGAUUAUUUGCGUCAGAAUUGUACAUCUUCUACGGAGUUACAAUUGUAUCACACGGAACUAAUGCAGAGAGCGUUGCAACAAGCCCAAGCUGCCGGUACCGAUUCACUAAGGAAGAAUUAUGGAGAUCUGUUCGCGUUAGCGGAAGUUAACGAAGAAAACGAACCACCUCCGCCCCCGCCUACGAGUUCCGCGAGAAAACAUGCUGCUGCUUCGGGUGGUGGCGGGGGUGGCGGUGGGGCCAAGGGGGGAAAUAGAAAAGUUGGCGUCAACACGAGGGAAAGGACGAGUUCGAAAAAACAAAUUCGGUAUCACCUAGACAGCACAUCCAGCAGUGAGGAGGAGGAAAUCGUUAAUCCAAAGCAAGCGAAAAAGAGAAAAAAAAUUAUAGUGGGCUCGGACAGCGACUGACCACCCAGUGUCUUCACGUGUCACAUGGACCACGUCAUGUGUGUGCAGCAAGAUGAAUUAGCAUUAAGAUUAGUAAGAUAAUACCGAUAUACAUAGUAGAUUUAUCUAGCGCGACUUGUACAUAUAUAUAUUCUACGUUUGAAAAUUGGAAUACGAAACGGAUAUGUGUUGUUGGUUGGUUGGCGCGAGUCUUCUUCUUCUACUAACACGUUUCGUAAUCUAAUUAAACGUAAUGGUGCCAGGCUCUCGUUAUUAUCAACGUUAAAUCUAUGGUAUGUAUGUAUGGAUGCAUGUGCGUGCGUGAAUGUACGAAUGAAUGUAUGUCGUAUGCAUGUGUGUAUGGUAUGUCUAUCUCGCGAUUAGUUUUCAAAAGUAAAAAAAAAGAAAUACUCUUAUCAUAUCGACUUAUCGGUGCAUAAAUUUAAUCGAUUAAAAAAAAAAGCAGCCAAGAGCGUGCGCGAGAAAGAGAGUGUACGUGCGAGAAAGAAAUAUAUAUAUAUAUAUAAAUGCGAUUCUAUCGUUCAUCGGUGAAAACAAAUUGAUUUUGAACCAAAAUAUUUAAGAAAAGAAACACAGGAAAAAUAAGUUUGAAAAUAUAUAUUAUUGUACAAAAUGAAAGACAAAUUCUAAAUGAAUAACUUUGACCUGGCACCAUUAUUAUUGCAAGACACAAGAAAAAUAACGGGGUAAAUAAUUGAAUUGCGAUAUUUUACUCCUGUAAGAUAAACACGUUAAAUUUGUAAUAAUUGUGUAAAAGAAAUAUCCGAGCCGCAUAGAUUUGUCUCUGCGGUGAGAGAGAGUGAGAGAGAGAGAGAGAGAAAAGUCAGUGCCGCGUGUAAGCACCCUUAUUGUGCUUUAAACAUAUUUACCAAUGAUCUUUUUUACUAAUUAUGCGAUUAUCAUUACUCCGGUCAUUACUCCCCCACCCUCACCCUACACCCAACCCACAUCCGAAGAAGAAGAAGAAGGAUGUUAUGCGACAAAAACAUUCAUAUAUAUAUUUUGUUAAUUUAGAAUUUAAUUCGCUAAUUAAUUUCAUGAAUUUAAACCAUUGACGCAACCUCAGUAAAUUAUUUUAACUGAAAAUAAUAAUAAUAGUAGUAAUAAUAAUAAUGAUAAUUAUAAUAAUUAUAAUAACAAUAAUCUUUGAUAGAGAAUCGUUUGAAAUAACAUUGUGAAUAAUGUGUCGUGUUAGAUGGGUUCAUGCGUUUAUUCUUAAGAAUAUACAUAUAUAUAUAUUUUUGUUUUUUAUUUGAUAUCACAAUCACACAUGUAUUAUCAGAUAAUUUUUUUUUUUUAUGAAUAUAUAUGUAUAUAUGAAUAUAUAUAUAAAUGCAAGUUAUACUUUUGGAUUUAUGUAAGAGAACACAAUAUUUUUGAUUGCACUAAUGUAAAUAAGUAAAAGUUGAUAUAAAAUUCAAGAUUUAUAAUGAUUUAACUUUUUCAUUGAUUUGUUUUAUUUAUUAUUUUAUCUUUGAAAAUUCUAUCAUCUUCAAAGUUCAAAUUCAAUACUUAAGAAACAAAUUGUGCGAAUUAUUUUAAUUAAUUAUUAAUAAAAAAAAAUAUCCUUUGUGUGUGUAAAUUUAUAUUCAUUUAAAAAAAAAGAAUAUUAUAUUCUUGGAAUGAACGCAUGAGCCUAAGGAAGCAUUAGGAAUUUAGGAAAAUGCUCACACAUAUACGAUAAUAAUUAUUCUUAAUAUCGCACUUGUGAUUAGUUAUAAUUUUUAAAACGAUAACUACAGUUUUAAAUCGAAUUAUUAUUUUAGUUUCAUUGUUCUCACAUUUUUCUUUUUUUUUUUCCAUUGGGAUAUCUAGAUCAUUUGAUCCAACGGUAAAUGUUUCUUUCAUUCAAUUUUUAAACACGUUUAAAAGAUUGAACUUUGAUAUUCACAACUUCUUAAAUUUUUAUAUACAUGUAUAGAUUUCUUUUCCAUUAGUAUGUCACAUAUUAAUUUCUUCAAAUAAGAGAGAGAAAGAAAGAAAGAAAGAAAAUUUUAUUUUUUAAAUUCCACAUCUUGCAUUUGAAUUUAUCAUUAAUUAUAUUCGCGGCUAUAUAGUAUAUUUAAUUUUUAUUUUUUUUUUGUUCUCUUUCGCGUAUCUCUGUAAGAUUAAACGAGUUUUAUUAUGUAAACAGUCGAGUUUUAUUAUAUAACAAUCAAUAUAUAAACAGUACACACACACGUUUAGACAAACGCAAACAAACAAAAAACACACACACACGCACGCACAUUGUUCCUGCGAAUUUUCUCAUGUCUUUCGAAUGUCUUUCGCCACAAGUUUUGGAUUUGAAAUUCUCUCGUUGAAACGAAGACCAAAUUAGAAAGAAGAAAAAAAAUAAUAAAGAUGAUAAUGAUGAUGAAGAAUUAGAUAGAAGAAGAAGAAGAAGAAGAAGAAUAAGAAGAAACAUAUUGAUAUAGGGAUUAAUUCUAACGCAUUUAGAAAAAAAAAAUAUAUAUAUAUAUAUAUAUAAAUAUGUGUAUAUAUAUGUAUAUGAAAGUGUAACAAACGGUUCUUGCUUUUAUCAAAUUUUAUACGAGUUUAAAGUAGCGUUGUUAAAACUUACUUUACACUCGAGGAUAUGUUUGUCGUAUGUACGAUUAAGAUACGAAACAAUUAUGAGCCAUUCAUUUGCCUAAUUAAUAAUUAAUUCCACGGAAGAAAAGUUUAAGGAAUAAAAAAAGAAAAAGAAAAAAACAAAAUUGUAUACGUGGGUGGGUUGAAAAGUUCUGAGCCUUAACAGAGAAAACUUUUCUUUAAAAAAAAGAAAAAGAAGUAAAAGUUAAAUUCGACACAGAAAAAGAAAAUUCUUGUCCGAUUGUUAGAAAACAAUUAUAGUAAAAAAAAUCAACUCGCUCGCUUAUUAUAAUAAUAUAUCGUAUUAUUUGUUAUUUAAACAGUUAUAUACAAAGAUUUGCGUUAUUUAGUAAUAUUUAAGCGUAUAUAUAUAAUUAUUAAAAAAAGAAAUUUAUUUUUAAUACAAAAUAGUUUAGAAGAUUAUUAAUAACCGUGUGGUUUUGAUAAUAAAAAUUGUCGACAAAAAUAUUCUUGAAAGAAAGAAAGAA